AUGCGAAAGGAAGGACAAGCUUGUGAGUUUUUAGUUAAUACGUUCGGCCUUUGCUUCUCCGGGAGAAGUGUUGAGUGUCGCGAAAUGCAUGUUCACGACACCACACUUUCUCCUACUGAAGAUGAUAAAUCACUUUCUUCAAACCAGAGACCUACAAUUUUCUACCAGUCUGCACCGACUACUAUUUACUCAAUGAUUUCCACAGCAAAUUCAAGAGGUGGCGAAAUACCCGAGUUGUUGAAACCGUUCACCACCAACAAAUUCAUUCACAAGACAUGGGCGGGUACAUUUUACUGUCAGCCACAAGCCAUCUUCCAACCUCGCAAUGUUGAUGAAAUCAAGGAAUUGAUCAAACAAGCCAAAUUGCACCACAAAACUAUCAUGACUGUGGGGUCUGGCCAUUCUCCAAGUGACUUGACCAUGACUAAAGAAUGGUUGUGUAAUUUGGACAAGUUUAAUCAUGUGUUGCAUCAAGAGGAACAUUGGGGACCCAUACUGGAUAAUAGCCCUGAAAAGGAGGUCAAGUUUGUUGAUUUAACUGUUGAAGCAGGAUGUCGGGUUUUUGAAUUGAAUGAGUAUUUGAAAAAGCAUGAAUUGGCUAUUCAGAACCUUGGUUCAAUCAGUGAUCAAUCCAUCGCUGGGUUGAUAUCAACGGGUACACAUGGCUCGACUCCUUAUCACGGGUUGGUGUCGCAACAAGUAGUCUCAAUCACGUUUUUGAACUCUGCUGGCGAAUCAAUAACUUGCUCCUCAAUUGAUAAACCCAAUUAUUUCAAAGCGAUCCUUUUAUCAUUGGGUAAAAUCGGAAUUAUUACCCAUGUCACCUUGCGUACAUGUCCUCGAUACACCAUUAAAUCAAUUCAAGAGAUUAUUCACUUUGAUACCUUGAUAUCGCAAUGGGACACAAUAUGGUUGGAUUCGGAAUUCAUUCGUGUUUGGUGGUUCCCCUACACUGAUAAAUGUGUUCUUUGGAGAGCCAACAAGUCAAAUGAUCCAAUCUCGGUACCCAGGCAAUCAUGGUAUGGAACCGCAUUUGGUCGUUUUUUCUACGAAUCGUUACUUUGGGCUUCUGUUCACUUGUUGCCUAAGUUGACUCCCUAUAUUGAGAAGUUUGUAUUUGAACAACAAUAUGGAAAAGUUGAAACCCUAGGUUCUGGUGAUAUAGCAGUGCAAAACUCAGUUGAAGCGUUGAAUAUGGAUUGUUUGUUUUCGCAAUUUGUGAAUGAGUGGUCAGCACCCUUAGUUAAUGGAGUCGAUGUUUUAAAUCAAUUGAAACAAGUUAUUCAACAAGCUGCAGCAGCAGAUGAGUUUUAUGUUCAUGCGCCAAUUGAGGUACGUUGCUCCAACGUGACUCAAUGCAAUGAACCUUUUGUUGAUGAUGAGGGCCACGAGUCAUUAUAUCCCUCUCAGUCUUGGUUAUCAAAACGUUCAAAAACGAGUGCUGGACCAAUACCAGGAAACAAUUUCCGUCCAUUCUUAGAUAAUUCCCCACGAUUACGUCACAAACCAACCAACUCCCACCCCACCAAUGACGAAUUGACGUUGUUUAUAAAUGCAACAAUGUAUCGACCAUUUGGCACAAAUGUAAGUACUCAUCAAUGGUAUCAAAGUUUCGAGGAUAUUUUAAUCAAAGCGGAUGGGAAACCACACUGGGCCAAGAAUUUCAUUGGCGUGAGGGAAGAGAAACAAGAUGAGAAUGAAGCUGCCAUUGAUGUCAAACAACAAUUGGAAUUUGGUGGGAAACCAUUUUACUCAAUGAUUGGUUUCAAGAAGUUGAUGCGAGAUUGGUUUGGACAGGAUCUUGUUGAAUUUAAUAAAGUUCGCAAGUCUACUGAUCCUGAGGGUGUUUUCCUUUCGGGAAAAACUUGGGCUGAUAGAAAUGGUAUUUUAUUGGAUUAG
Lodderomyces theae is the source of this 1899-nucleotide messenger RNA. RefSeq names its product D-arabinono-1,4-lactone oxidase (gene ALO1). The transcript has a single exon. The record is from RefSeq and is a predicted model, not a curated record. Gene Ontology annotation, molecular function: FAD binding; D-arabinono-1,4-lactone oxidase activity. Bases 1 to 1899 code for a protein of 632 amino acids. Gene Ontology annotation, cellular component: mitochondrion; membrane. Lineage: Eukaryota; Fungi; Ascomycota; Pichiomycetes; Serinales; Debaryomycetaceae.